Molecule: messenger RNA, 688 nt
Organism: Salvia hispanica
Lineage: Eukaryota; Viridiplantae; Streptophyta; Magnoliopsida; Lamiales; Lamiaceae
Product: zinc finger protein ZAT11-like
Source: RefSeq, a predicted model, not a curated record
GCAGUCAUUAUGCAUUACUACUUGAACAAAAAUAUUUUCAAAACACAAUUCACACGACAAAAUGGUGAUGAAGAGAAACAGAGAAGGAUCAGAUCUCGAAGACAUACACACGAUGGCCAACUGCCUAAUGCUAUUAUCCGGCGGCGGCGGAGGAGAAAUUAACCGCGUUUUCGAGUGCAAGACAUGCAACCGGCAGUUUCCGUCGUUCCAGGCGCUCGGCGGCCACCGCGCCAGCCACAAGAAGCCGAGGCUGACGGGGGACGACCGGGAGGCGUCGCCGCCGAAGCCGAAGACACACGAGUGCGCCAUCUGCGGGCUGGAGUUCCCGAUCGGGCAAGCGCUCGGUGGCCACAUGAGGCGCCACAGAUCCGAGACCGUUCAGAAGCUGUUGCCUUCGCCGGAGCUGUCUCUGUCACCGUCACCGUCACCGUCACCUCCAAUUGUGAAGAAACCGAAUAGCCGGAGAGUUUUGUGUCUGGAUUUGAAUCUGACACCAUCGGAAAAUAAGUUCAUGUUUGCUCCUGCCCUUAAUGUGUUUUUCUGAUUUAUUCAUUUGUUUGUAGGACCAAACAGACCCUAGCGUAGCACCCAUGGAUUCCGGCAUUUAUCCUUUGUACACAAUUUUUAAUUUCUUUGUAUUUACCACGUCCUAUUGCUAUGAUUAAAAUUAAGUUUAUUCUUUCGUUCA